ACACACCAUUGACUACGAAGAAAACAAAAAGGAAAAAGCCAUUAAGAGCUGCGCCUUUCCGAUUUUUUAAAAAUUAGUUACCUGAUUCAACCCAACCCUCACUCCAGCGAGAGCCAAAAUAGGUUCGACCGAGAAUCUCUACGGUGGUUUCUUCCGAUCGGAUUAUGCUAUUUCCUGCGUCGGAACACCGUACUCGUCCGAAUCGUUCACCGUCGCUUCUGCCAUUGUUCUUCAUCUCGUUUCUCUAAAAUCUCCGUUCCUCAUUCGCGGAUUCAGAGGAAAUCAGGCGAUAAUAUAAUAUAAGAGUAGGUUUGACACUUAAGCAACAUGCAAGGAAGAAUUUUUUGAGGGGGACGGGACCAUUCCAGAUAAACACCAAAUCCUCUUCUAUGAUAUUAUACAAACUUCGUUUGUUUUAUGCCUUAAACAAUGAUGAAAAAGGAAUCAUUCUCUUCUGACAUAUAUUGAAUAUAAAAACACGUGGAAUGUAUAGAGACAAAAUGCUCUUUUGCCCCAAGAUAUGGAAGUAGACAAAAGUUCAUUACUGGAGUCAUGAUGUACAAUGAUUAUUAUUUAUCUGCCUCUUUAUGUAUAUACAUGACAUUGCUGCUGAUUUUCCUUUCCUGGUUUCUUUUGGGUUAGGAUAUGAGGAAAGGGAGGUGAGGGAUACGAAGAUGGCUGCAGGAGAGGAUCAGAUGCAAGAAUCUUCCGGGAGGGAAGAGAAGAUUUUUGUUUCUGUCCGUUUGAGGCCAUUGAAUGUGAAAGAAAGGGUGAAGAACGAAGAGGCAGAUUGGGAGUGUAUCAAUGAUGAAACAGUCGUAUACAGGAGCCAUCUUUCCCUUUCCGAGCGUUCCAUGUACCCCACUGCCUACACAUUCGACAGAGUGUUUGGCCCUGAGUGUUGUACCAAGGAGGUGUAUGAUCAAGGGGCCAAAGAAGUGGCUCUCUCUGUUGUUAGUGGGGUUCAUGCUAGUGUCUUUGCAUAUGGACAAACAAGCAGUGGAAAGACUUAUACUAUGAGUGGGAUUACUGACUACGCCUUGGCCGAUAUAUAUGAUUACAUUGCGAAGCAUAAGGAAAGAGAAUUCGUUCUGAAAUUCUCAGCUAUGGAGAUCUAUAAUGAGUCUGUAAGAGACCUCUUGAGUACAGACAUUAGUCCACUCAGACUUCUAGAUGAUCCCGAGAAAGGGACAGUUGUUGAGAAACUCACAGAGGAAACUCUGUGGGGCUGGAAUCAUUUUAAGGAGCUUUUAUCAGUCUGUAUAGCUCAAAGACACAUUGGAGAGACAGCUUUAAACGAAGUUAGUUCACGCUCUCAUCAGAUUCUGAGAUUGACGGUCGAAAGCACAGCACGUGAAUAUUUAGCGAAUGAUAAAUUUAGCACACUCACAGCGACUGUGAAUUUCAUUGAUCUUGCUGGAAGCGAGCGUGCAUCUCAAUCAUUAUCAGCUGCCACAAGGUUGAAAGAAGGUGGUCAUAUAAACCGAAGUUUACUAACACUAGGAACUGUCAUUCGAAAGCUAAGUAAAGGAAAAACAGGGCACAUUCCAUUCAGAGACUCAAAGCUGACACGCAUACUUCAGUCUUCGUUGGGAGGAAACGCCAGAACUGCCAUAAUCUGCACCAUGAGUCCUGCGAGAAUCCACGUUGAGCAAUCAAGAAACACGUUGUUAUUCGCAAGCUGUGCAAAGGAGGUGACGACAAAUGCGCAAGUCAACGUGGUCAUGUCUGAUAAAGUUCUGGUUAAACAUUUACAGAGGGAGUUGGCUAAACUGGAGAGUGAGUUGAGAAGCCCUCGUCAAGCUCUUGUUGUGUCUGACACAACUGCAUUACUGAUGGAGAAGGACCUCCAAAUUCAAAAGCUAAACAAAGAGGUGUUCCAAUUAGCACAACGGUUAGAGGGGGCUCAUUCUCGGAUUGAGGAUCUCCAACAAAUUAUUGAAGAAUCACCAAUAAAAGAGAUAUUAUCAUCAGACUCAGAACAUGCAAAUUUGGUUCUUGGACAUCAAUACCCCAAGCUGCGGGUGCGCAGUUCAUGGGAAUCUCUGUAUAUAACACCAGAAAGCUCAGUAUCAGCUCAGCGAUCCAGUAUGGUUUCCCCACAAUCAACCGAGCACGGUUCUGACGAGAAUGUCUUCCAGCUUACCGACUUUAGGAUUGAUUCAGGUGCAACUAGCCCAGGCCAACAACACCUUUCAUUUGUGACUCCUGGGAAAUUCACAAAAGUUCGACUUAAUAUUCGUGGGGCAGAAAGUAAAAACCAGUCUAACAUUCACAAGGGGUUUGAAGUAGACGAAGCAAGUGAGGUGGGUUCUGAAGAUACUUGCACGGAACUUCGAUGCAUAGAAACAGAGAGCCCUGGUAUCAUCAUGUCUCCAGAGCCAAACAUGCUUCAAGACGGGUCUAUGGAUAUGAAUGCGCUACCAGUAUGUGUACCAGAUUCAAAGAACUUAAGACCACCAACAGAAAUUGUAGAAGAAGAAGAAGAAGAAGAGUGUGUAAAGGAAGUCAGUGCUGUCUUUAUCGAACCAAAGGAAUGUGUUUUGUCAUCAACUAACCUCAGAAGAGACCCUACACUUCCAGAUUCUGUCACUCUGUCUCCUGAAAAGCCUUAUAGUUUGCAUCUUGAGAAACAUUGGCCAAGAGUAGGAGGUGUGAGGCAUACUAGAAGCCAAAGCUGCGGAACAAGCUUUGUACCGGGUUCUUCCUCUCCUUCCUAUGAGCAUGAGAGAGACGCUAACACACCACCAAGCUGGUAUCAGAAAGAAAGAGCUGAGAGCAACCUGAAACCGUCCAACAUCAAGAAGCCGCCAUUACCAACGCAUUCUAGCCGGAUGAGCAUGCCAGCAACUUUGUCUGAGAAAGACUUCAACCGCAGCACCCAAAGAACGCCAGCUGCUUUAGAUGGUGUCAAUAAGAGAAAAUCAUCAACUAAUAGCUCACAGGUAUCUUCCUCUAGCGCUUCUGUGUUUAGGCGUCAGACAAGUGGUAGAGCUUCCAUCAGCCAGGAGGAAGGUGAAGAGAGUGGUCCUCAAAGGGACAAGCGAAUCAUUCAUUUAUCGAUGGAGGAAAUAGAACAGAAGUUCUUGGCUCUGAGAUCAACAAAGAGCUUCAAGGACGCUGCGGUGGACCCCAUACAAGACUAUUUAACCACGCCAUUGGACUGGCCGUUGGAGUUCAAGAGACUCGAGAUGGAGAUUAUAGAGCUAUGGCAUGCUUGCAACGUUUCCAUGGCACACAGAAGUUACUUCUUCCUUCUCUUCAGAGGGGAUCAGAAAGAUUGCCUCUACUUGGAAGUAGAACUCCGUAGACUCAAGUACAUUAGAGAAACAUUUGCCAACAAUAGCGAAGUUAUUGACAACGGACGCACUCUUACAUCAAUGUCCAGCAGCCUGAGGGCGUUGAAUAGGGAGAGGUACAAGCUGAGUCAGCUGAUGCAGAAGAAACUGAGAAAAGAAGAGAGAGAGAACCUGUUCUUGAGAUGGGGCAUUGGGCUGAACACAAAGCACAGACGGCUCCAGCUGGCGCAUCGUGUCUGGUCAGAGAGCAAAGACAUUGAUCACGUCCGAGAGAGCGCCUCUGUUGUGGGUAAGCUACUGGGGUUCGCUGACAUCGAUUCGGCGUCCAGAGAGAUGUUUGGCCUCAACUUGUCUCUUAAACCCCGUCCCAAGAAAUCUAGCCUCUGGAAACGGAGCGUUCUGUCCCUCUCCUUUUUGUAAUUGAAAGAACAAAAAAGAGGUCAGAAAUCAGAAACUCCAGCUGAUUCACGGUCCAUUUUGAUUUGGGUCUGAGACUGAGGUUGUCCGAAUGUCAUUUCUCCAAAAAUUUGUUGAUGUUUUUCAUGCCACUGAACAAUCUAUGUGGCUUUAUGUUUUGAUUUUCAUCUUUGAACUAUCAUGUAGACACUAGAGAGGAGUUGCAGAACAGUCAUAGUUGAGAGCAUUGGAUUUCUACUAUAAACACUUCAGCUA
This is a messenger RNA of Raphanus sativus (radish), 3971 nucleotides long. RefSeq names its product kinesin-like protein KIN-7G. NCBI's taxonomy places the organism in Eukaryota, Viridiplantae, Streptophyta, Magnoliopsida, Brassicales, Brassicaceae. Gene Ontology annotation, molecular function: ATP binding; microtubule binding; microtubule motor activity. Gene Ontology annotation, biological process: microtubule-based movement. The coding region runs from base 588 to 3719 and encodes 1043 amino acids. The record is from RefSeq and is a predicted model, not a curated record. The transcript has 14 exons.